This is a messenger RNA of Fomitopsis serialis, 402 nucleotides long. RefSeq lists its product as uncharacterized. The transcript is spliced from 3 exons. Lineage: Eukaryota; Fungi; Basidiomycota; Agaricomycetes; Polyporales; Fomitopsidaceae. The annotation marks the transcript as partial. The record is from RefSeq and is a predicted model, not a curated record.
GGUCAGCCUAUUGAAUUCGCUGUGCUGUAUUUCACAUGGUACAACAGACACUGCACCAAGGGUCACGAUGCGCCUGUCGAUGUACCGCCUCGAAUGCUCAGUCGAGCGAACUGUUCUAGAACUAACUACGCUCAAAUGCUACCGUACCCAUCGAAGGACAUCGAGGAGCACAGGCCAAUAUACGACGCUCUGAAGACGAUUCUGAACAACACAUUCUGCUGGAUCGAAGAGACUGUGAAAUAUUCAUACUUAGAGGCUACAGCUAGCAUCCUGCCGGAUCACCAUACCUCCCCUGUCCACCCGUUCCUCGGUCUCGUCAUCAAUGUGAACGUCGCCACCCAAGCGCACCGAGACAGCAACGACGACUCAAUAUGCCUCGUACUUCCCAUAGGCGACUUCGAA